CGUUGCGGUCAGCUAAAUCAUAGUUUGAUUGAUUAACCUAACCAACAAAACUAGCUGUUCAACAUGAAGUUCCUGAUUGCAUUUGCUGUCCUCGCUCUGGUCGCCUGCAUCAAUGCCAAUCCCUAUGGCAGCAACCGUGGCUAUGAAGGUGGUCGAGUGGCCUACGUUCAGGAGGUUGGUUAUGGCGGCAGCUCCUAUGGCAACCAUGGCUAUGGCAACCAGGGCUAUGGCAACCGCGGCUAUGCGCAGCCCCUGUACUCGCGCUCAUCGAACCCCAGUGCCUCGGCCGCUGCGGCCGCUGCCUCGGCUGGCAUCCGCCCAGGCAGGUACGAGCAGGCUGCAGUCAUCGGUUACGAUCUGGACGCCAGCUACAACGGCCACAGCCGCGGUGGCUAUGGACGUGGUGGCUAUUAACUCAGCCACAUCCAAUUGAGCCAAUGACCUCAUUGUUCAAUGGAUC
Drosophila novamexicana is the source of this 460-nucleotide messenger RNA. RefSeq names its product chorion protein S15 (gene Cp15). Gene Ontology annotation, cellular component: egg chorion. Gene Ontology annotation, biological process: multicellular organism development. The transcript is spliced from 2 exons. Lineage: Eukaryota; Metazoa; Arthropoda; Insecta; Diptera; Drosophilidae. The coding region runs from base 64 to 414 and encodes 116 amino acids. The record is from RefSeq and is a predicted model, not a curated record.